AUGACGAGCUACAUCCCCUCCCUGACCCUCCCGAGCUUCGUCUUCGAGAACCCUGCCGUAGCUAUCUUGCUUCCCGUGGUUUGCGGAACAGCUACUGGGUUCGCCAUCAGCCCAAGCGUUUCUCAGACGACGUACCGAACACUCAAGCAGCCGCCUCUACAUCCGCCUGGCUAUGUCUUUGGGCCCGUAUGGACCGCCCUCUAUGCCACCAUGGGCUAUACUGCCUAUCGCGCGUACACGACCGGCAUAUCAUCCUUGAAUCCUGAGACCGUCGCUCUUGCCAAACAUGGAGCGACGCUCUACACAAUCCAGCUCGCUCUCAACCUCCUCUGGACACCACUGUACUUCGGCAUGGGCCGUCCCGUCGCUGCGACAGUCGACAUUCUCGCCCUUGGUGGCACAGUGGCUUGUCUUGCCAACAUCUGGGGACAGGUUGACCCCGUUUGUGGCUGGUUGCUCGCACCAUAUCUGGGCUGGCUUGGCUUUGCUACCUAUCUCUGCGCCGGGUCUGGCUAUCUCAACAACUGGGACUUUAGGGGUGCUCUUAAGAAGGAUUAG
Cucurbitaria berberidis CBS 394.84 is the source of this 558-nucleotide messenger RNA. Its product is annotated as benzodiazepine receptor family protein-like protein. Gene Ontology annotation, cellular component: mitochondrial outer membrane. The transcript has 4 exons. The record is from RefSeq and is a predicted model, not a curated record. NCBI's taxonomy places the organism in Eukaryota, Fungi, Ascomycota, Dothideomycetes, Pleosporales, Cucurbitariaceae. The coding region runs from base 1 to 558 and encodes 185 amino acids.